This is a messenger RNA of Penicillium vulpinum, 282 nucleotides long. RefSeq lists its product as uncharacterized. The record is from RefSeq and is a predicted model, not a curated record. The transcript is spliced from 2 exons. The coding region runs from base 1 to 282 and encodes 93 amino acids. Lineage: Eukaryota; Fungi; Ascomycota; Eurotiomycetes; Eurotiales; Aspergillaceae.
AUGUGCCUAUCUGUGCCUUCGUCAUCUCUUGCUUUGAUUUCUCUUACUGGCUUCCCAGCCAAUAUUGAUCCAUCCCUUCUGAAUCUUGAUUCGCCUGCUCCUAAUAUUUCCAACGUGUCAGCAUCCUCAGUGCUUUCUCCUGUCACCUUGGCCUUCGACUCCUCGGCCAGCGAGGUGACUUGGCUAGGGGUCCCGGGUAUUCUGAAUACCUUAACUACCACUCAUUACAACCGCGCAAGGUCAAUUGCUGACCCUGCGGUUAUCGCCGGCGCUUUCACCUAA